This is a messenger RNA of Brassica napus (rape), 1310 nucleotides long. Its product is annotated as CLAVATA3/ESR (CLE)-related protein 19. Lineage: Eukaryota; Viridiplantae; Streptophyta; Magnoliopsida; Brassicales; Brassicaceae. Bases 959 to 1183 code for a protein of 74 amino acids. The transcript has a single exon. The record is from RefSeq and is a predicted model, not a curated record.
UUUGGGAAGAAAAAAAUUAAAUGCGUUUGAUUGAAAUCAAUAGUUGCUAUAGUACUAAGUAGUUAGUAGGAGGAAGCAAACAAGCAUGGGUUCUGUUUUCACUUGUUCACUUACUUUUAAAGUCGCACUGCCAAACUCAUUACAGUUUCCAUGUUCUUUGUUUCAAAGGUUUGUCCGAUACUCUCUUCUUCAUAAUGAAACACUACAUAUGUAACGUAUAUACAAAAGCUCUUUAAGUGAUUAAAAUUGUUUGGAACAUGACCAUAUCCAUUAGUAAAUUAAGUUUUUCGUACUCAUACUAAGAUCAACUGAUGACAUCAAGUAAUAUGAACCUUGAGAGAUACUAAGAUCAACUGAUGACAUCAAGUAAUAUGAACUAUAAUAUAAAUUACACCAUAUUAAUUAAGCUUGAAAUCUACCUUUCGAAUCUAGAGCCACUUGUAAGGGAGAUAACAUACAUAAGAAGGCAAGUAAGAGUAUCAUGUUGUUUUUCUGGUGAGUCGUAGCAGAAUGUUUGGGUUUUAUUCAUAAAGAAAAAAUCUAUUUAAUAUUUAUUUUACUAUUAAAUUACAACUGGUCAGCUUUACUGUUACCAUAAAUGAGUCCACAGGUUCACUUAAUGAGGCUGAGGAUGAUGAAUCUUCAUAUCAGAGACAUAAAUGAAUAACCUCUCUUUUUUUUUUUAUCGUAGCGACUAGCGAGAACGAGAUAAAGACGGACAUGCAUGAUUUCCACAUAAUUACCUAAUUAUUUUUAAACAAUAUUAUUUAAGUUACAUGCUUGAUUUUAUUUGUUCUUUUAUGCAUCAUAGGCUUAUAGCUUAUAUAUAAAUUUUAUCCACUCUAAUUCUUUUUGCCCCUUUUAUCAAACGUCGCUAUUUAUAACAGUCGACAUAUUUGCUUUCCUUCAUAUUAUAUCCUCAUCAAACAAACAAAAAACAUUUUGACUAAAAUAGAAAAUGAAGAUCAAGGGAUUAAUAUUGGCUUCUUCUCUCCUGAUUAUUGCAUUCAUUCAUCAUUCGGAAUCAGCUUCAAUGCGGAGUUUGCUAAUGAAGAAUGGAACGUACGAAGAUGAAGAAGCACAAGUUCUAAAGUUCGACUCCACGGAGAUGAUCACUAACACUACAGCUGUGGAGUCAAAACGGAUAAUUCCCACGGGUCCAAAUCCACUUCACAACAGGUAACUUUGAUCAUUCGAGAACAAGAUAUGUUACGUGCAUGUUGUUCUUUUUGUUGUUGUUAUGAUCUAUGAUCGUAUUGUCUAAUGUAAUGAUGAAUGUAUGAUAUACAUUUUAUAAUUUACGUUAACUA